AUGUGCCCAAGGAGGCGCAGGGCACAAGAUGGGAGGGCCCGCGGGCAACCAUCGCAAGAUUGGCGCCGCAGGCACGAGCAUGUGACGGUGUGGACAGGCCGUGACAGCUGGCAAGGCGCCUUCCCUCCCUCGCGUCCCUCACCACCACGCCACGACCGGGUUCUGCAGCCUGCCACGCAUGAAGGCGAGGCGGGAGGGCGUCUCUCGUUUCCCAGCGCUCGGGGGCGCCGCCCCCGGCCCCUCCGCCGGGCCCCUUCGUUCGGCCCCAAACCAUCGCUCCAGCGGGCGGCAGGCUGCCAGGGCGGUGACGCCGUGCUCCGGGUACACCCCCGCCUUCACGUCCUGGAUCAGCUCCAUGCCGAUCACGCUCAGCUUCUCCAUCGCCUGGCGGCGUCAGGGUGGGGUGUGAUGGAGCGUGUGGGUCGAGCUUCACAACCUGCGACUGUGUGGGACCAUGGGCUCAUGAGCAGCCUGCCCCGCCACGCAUCCCCCCUUUCCCUACCCAGGCACCCACCGCAGUGGCCCUGUGGCUCUUGGUGUAAGCAGGCCCAGUGA
Molecule: messenger RNA, 555 nt
Organism: Auxenochlorella protothecoides
Lineage: Eukaryota; Viridiplantae; Chlorophyta; Trebouxiophyceae; Chlorellales; Chlorellaceae
Exons: 1
Coding region: 1-555 (184 amino acids)
Source: RefSeq, a predicted model, not a curated record